Messenger RNA from Oldenlandia corymbosa var. corymbosa, 3028 nucleotides. The record is from the annotation of a GenBank genome assembly. NCBI's taxonomy places the organism in Eukaryota, Viridiplantae, Streptophyta, Magnoliopsida, Gentianales, Rubiaceae.
CAUAAUAACAAUAACAAUUCCGUCCAACUUUUUCCUCCUUAUUACUGUUAAAACUUAAAAACAAAAAACUCAUAAACAAACCAUAGGACGGAUUCCUUCAAAUUUGCUUAUCUCAUAGCCUGAUUAUGUGAAGGCGAGAUUGCAAUCUGAAGAUGAUACUGAAAUUUCCCUCCGUUUUGGUCCCUACAAAGCUUCCAAUAAGAAGGACAGUAUGCUUCGCUUCUGGAAUCAACCCAGAGCAACUUAGAUUACAACUUGACACUCUUCACAAGGAAGCACAAACCACCAGAGCCAAAGGUUAACUUCCCUUUUUUUUUUUUUUUUUCAAACAAAUAAAAAAUAAAAAUGUCUUUCCUUUGAUCGUUAGUUCGUUUAGCUAUUCCGCCUUUCAGCCUUCAGGCGUUCGGUAUCUGGCUAUAUACACUUUAGCUCUUUAUGCUUUGAACAAAUUUUUUAGUACUUUUGGUAUGUUCCUGAAUUGGGUCGUAUGAGUAAGAGAAGAAAGUUGUAAUUGACCGGCGCUACAAUUUCGCUCCAUUACUAGUCUCAAAAAUGGGGAUGAAUUAGGUUUCUGGUAUAUGGGUUGCGUAUGGAAAUUUAGUGAAGCUUUUGUCUUGUUCUAGUUUCCAAGCUUCUGUUAAUUUAAUCUUCUGUAGGAAUUUGGAAAAAAAUGGCUGCUUGAAGGGUGAAUGAAUGCUGUUGAUGAGGAUUACUUUAUCUUGAAUUACAGGCCAAUUUUAUGUUAAUUUUCUGUUGCCACUGCAUUCGCCUUUUACUUAAUCACUUGGCCUUUUUGUUAUAGAGUUAACGAUUGGGAACUGGUUGUUGUUCCAGCAAAUAGUGCAAGGUUGAGGUUGAUGCGGUUGUCUGAGGCUGCAGAAAAUCUUCGACAUCGAGCUGCUGUAAAUGUUCGAAAUGGCAAGGAAAAUGAAGCUAGGGAGUUGCUUUUUCAAAAGAAGAAAGUUAUGGAGGCCAUGGAAAAAUCAAAAGAUCGCAUUGAAUUGCUUGAUGAGCUUUCUGCAAAAUUGAAUGAGGUGAUUUCAGUCAAGGAAAAUGAUCUAAUAGAGAAUGUUGCUAUAGAUCUUAACAUGGGUGGGGAUGCAGAACCCAGCCCCAUCAUAUUUGUAUCUCCAAAAGAGAAAGUUCAAGAGAGUGCCAAUGGAAAUGAUGAGUUUGCGGCAACUUCCUCAAAUGUGGCUCUCGAAGAAGACUUAAGAAUCGGAGCUGAGAGUCUGAGAGAGCCUUCUGACAAUGAGCUAAUUGAGGGAUCUGUGGAUGGCAAAGUUAAAAAUGAAGUUGAUGUGGCCCACAAGUUGCUGGAAGUAUCCUCCUACGAGGACUUCUUGGAGCAAGUAGAUGGUCAGCUUCGCAAAAUUGAAGUUGAGCUUAUUACCUUGUUAAAAUUUUCCAAGCUGAUGCUGGAAAGCAAGGAGAAUGUAGAAAACGAAAAGGUGCGGCAUACGCUUAGUAUUCUUGAGGAUGUUCACCAUGUUAGAGAGAGAAUAGCAAAAAUCAAGGAGGCAGAAGUGGGAACUAGAUUGGAGAUUGCAUAAAGACUGCAGUUUUGGCCAACACUAAUAGCCGUGUGUUGUUUACUAGGUGAUUGUUAUUUGCAUUGUUAUCUGCUGUAUUCUUUGCUGAAAGAAAAUGAAAACAAACAGAAAUACAUGCUCCCGAAGUUUAUAAGUGUUACUACCUUUAGUUUAACGACAUUCUUUGUUUUGCCGCAUAUGAGAUCUUAUGGAAUAUAGCUGACACAAAUGAAACUACAACUCCAAUCAAUGCCUUACUAUCCAUAUUAUUUCGUCUCUCUCUCUUGUGUUCAUAUCUGGUGCUUAAUUUUUUUAUUCCAUUUCCAGCAAUUCAUGGAUUUUGAGACUGGUGAUCUAAACUGUGGUUCCAUAUUGUUUUGAAGUUCUUAGACCUGUGGAGUCCUUUUCGAAUCUAGAGUUUCUUAGGAGUACUGAAAUUGAACUUCUCUAGAGUAGAAAAUAAAAUAAGUCUCUGAAUCAAAAGACAAUUUAAUUGCUGUUUCAGUGAUCCUUUGUACUUUCUUCCUUGUCUGGAUGACCUGGUGGGUUUUCGUUUGUAGUUAUGAUCAGAACUGCAGGAGCACAGGCAUUUAAUGCCUCUGCUUAUGGCUUCAUCUAUUGACUGUUUCAGUAUGGGUCUGGGCUUAUCUAUGUCAACUGACUUUGUCAUGGAUGUCCGAGGAUUUGAAAACUUUGCUUGGAGUUUGCGGUUCACUGGUAUAUUUUCUCAGUAGAUUGUAAAACAAGGUAGUCCUAAAACCCUUGUGGCCUGAUUGUAGGCAAUUCCUUAUAGAAUCACAUGAAGUGAGAUGUUUUACAAUAUUAUAUUCUUGUAAUUUAUCUCUUGUAAAUGUUGAUGAUCAAAGAUGGAUUGAGAAGGAUCUGAUUUCCAAAUAUAGAUGGAAGAAUUAUUUUCAAACCUAGUGGCUCUUUGUUGUGUAUUGAUGAGAGAUUUUAAACAUAUUGCUCCACAGUGACAACAACUUUUGUUCAGCAUGUUGCAAGAAGCUGGACGGAAAAGUAAUCCUGUUGUUGCAUUUCUCAGACUGUAGUGAAACCAUGUAAAUGCUUUUCACCUUCUGGAUACCAAGUCACUUAGAAAAGUUCUGAUCCAUUUGACAUGUCCGGCGUCCCUUUUCUCUAUAGAACUUUGACCUGGAUCCUGGAUUCAAUGAUAUCAAAUUCUGCAGCCUCUGAAGCUGUGUUUGGAGUGGUCUUUCUUCGCAUUAUGUCUGCUAGAGUAAGUUUACCAGAGUUGCUGCUAUCUAACAUGUCAAAUUGUUUGCCAAUUUGCUGAAUGUCUUUGUCUGCAAUUUUGCCCAUUUGCUUCAGCUUGUAAAUGAUGUACUCAGAUUUUCUGCAGCAUGCAAAGUUUGUAACAAAGGUGAUGAUUAUGAUGAAGAUAAAUUUUGUUUUUCUGAUGACUAGUGCAAUCACAACAUUCUAGAUAACAGGAUAUUCCUCUAGUUAAAUGUUAAGUUUGAUCCUGAUUUUUC